AUGUCCGUCCUUCCUCCCGGUCACUUCCUCUUCACGUCCGAGUCUGUUGGUGAGGGUCACCCCGAUAAGAUCUGUGACCAGGUCUCCGAUGCUAUCCUUGAUGCUUGCCUGGCGCAAGACCCGUUCUCGAAGGUUGCUUGUGAGACCGCAACCAAGACGGGCAUGAUCAUGGUCUUUGGCGAAAUAACCACCAAGGCUCAGAUUGACUAUCAGUCCGUCAUUCGCAACACCAUCAAGCAGAUCGGUUACGACGAUUCGUCGAAGGGUUUCGACUACAAGACUUGCAACAUCCUCGUUGCCAUUGAGCAGCAGUCCCCGGAUAUUGCUCAGGGUCUUGACCACGGCUCACUGGAGGCCAUGGGUGCUGGUGAUCAGGGUAUCAUGUUUGGCUAUGCUACCGAUGAGACCGAGGAGCGCAUGCCCCUUACCAUCAUGCUCGCUCACAAACUCAACGCUGCGAUGGCCACUGCUCGCCGGUCCGGUCUUCUUGGCUGGCUCCGCCCUGACUCCAAGACUCAGGUCACCGUUGAGUACAAGAAGGAGGGCGGUGCCACUAUCCCCCUUCGUAUCGAUACCAUCGUUAUUUCCACGCAGCACGCUGAGGAGAUUUCUACUGAGAAGCUUCGCGAAGAGAUCAUGGAGAAAAUCAUCAAGUCCACCAUCCCUGCCAACCUUCUGGACGAGCGGACUGUCUACCACAUUCAACCCUCCGGCCGCUUUGUUAUUGGUGGCCCUCAGGGUGAUGCCGGUUUGACGGGUCGCAAAAUUAUCGUCGACACGUACGGUGGUUGGGGUGCCCACGGUGGGGGUGCCUUCUCCGGCAAGGACUUCUCCAAGGUUGACCGCUCGGCUGCUUACACCGCCCGUUGGAUUGCCAAGUCCUUGGUGUCUGCUGGCCUUGCUCGCCGCGCUCUUGUUCAGCUUUCCUACGCUAUCGGUGUUGCCGAGCCCCUCUCGGUCCAUGUUGACAGCUAUGGUACUGGUACUAAGUCAGACCUGGAACUCGUUGAGGUCAUUAAGAAGAACUGGGACCUCCGUCCUGGUAUUGUAGUGCGUGCGCUUGAGCUCCAGCAGCCCAGAUACCUCAAGACCGCCUCUUACGGUCAUUUCGGCAACCCCAACUACACUUGGGAGAAGCCAAAGCAGCUCGUCCUCUAG
Coniophora puteana RWD-64-598 SS2 is the source of this 1158-nucleotide messenger RNA. RefSeq names its product methionine adenosyltransferase. NCBI's taxonomy places the organism in Eukaryota, Fungi, Basidiomycota, Agaricomycetes, Boletales, Coniophoraceae. Gene Ontology annotation, cellular component: cytosol. Bases 1 to 1158 code for a protein of 385 amino acids. Gene Ontology annotation, molecular function: ATP binding; methionine adenosyltransferase activity. The record is from RefSeq and is a predicted model, not a curated record. The transcript has 6 exons. Gene Ontology annotation, biological process: S-adenosylmethionine biosynthetic process.